AACCAGGCGCUGCUUGUGAAUGUUACCAAAGCAGUGGGUGCCUGUGCAACAAAUAAGGAUAACAUGGUAAUCAUUGACCAGCUUGAUGGAAUCCGUCUGGUGUGGUCGCUGCUAAAAACCCCCAGUGCAGAUGUUCAGUCUAGUGCUGCUUGGGCUCUUUGUGCAUGCAUUGAAAAUGCAGAGGAUGCAGGAGAAACUGCACGCUCGCUCAUCGGUGGAUUCCAACUGAUUGUUAAAUUGCUGAGCUCAACAAACAAUGAGGUGCUGGCAAGUAUUUGUGCUGCCAUCUGCAAAAUAGCCAAAGAUGAGGAGAAUCUGGCAAUCCUCACUGAUUUCGGGGUUGUCCCAUCGCUGGCCAAGCUGACUAACACAACUCAUGACAGGCUCCGUCACCAUCUUGCUGAUGCCAUCGCACAGUGCUGCAUGUGGGGCAGCAAUAGGGCAUCAUUUGGUGAGGCUGGAGCUGUGGCACCACUUGUGCGUAACCUUAAGUCGAAAGAAGGCUCGGUACAGCGGAGCACAGCCAUGGCCCUGUAUCAGCUGUCAAGGAAUCCCAACAACUGUAUUACCAUGCAUGAAAAAGAAGUAGUUCAGCCACUGAUCCACAUGAUGGGAUCCGAUGAUGAGGAGCUUCAAGAAGCUGCUGCCGGCUGUGUGCGCAGCAUCCGACUACUGUACAUGGCUAACAGGAAUGCUGAGUUAUUCACUUUUAGAAACUGAUCACAGCAACACCGCUGGAUAUGUAAGAGGGACUAUACAAAAAUGAUCAGCGCAGUUAUGUAAUGUGUUACUUUAAAGAACUGUGUUUUUCCAGGCUUAUCAAAUUUCGUUUGGACCAUUUAAUUGUUAGAAA
Molecule: messenger RNA, 853 nt
Organism: Maylandia zebra (zebra mbuna)
Lineage: Eukaryota; Metazoa; Chordata; Actinopteri; Cichliformes; Cichlidae
Source: RefSeq, a predicted model, not a curated record